AUGGACACCUAUCCAUUUCGAUACAACUUCCACUCACACUCCAACUUCGACUCCAUUCACAAGACAUCACCGAUCUCAUCCACAACGAUGAAGCUCUCCAUCCAGCUCGUCUACCUCGCGGCCACCUUCUUCGCCGGCCAAGCCCUCGCCGCGCCCGCCGCCGAAGCCGAUGCCGAUGCAGCCCGCGCCUACCCGAACUGCAACAAAAUUCGGGAGCCCGAACUGCAACUGCAAGGGUUUCCACUGCAACGGGUACAUGUGCGUGCGCAACUAGACUCCAUCUCGUCUGGUCCAAGUCGCCACAGCCGCCGAUCCUCUGAUGGGCGAACGAAUGGGACCGAACGUGGGUCUCGACAUCCGAUGUUCUCGCGACGGACGGAGUGA
Molecule: messenger RNA, 384 nt
Organism: Zymoseptoria tritici IPO323
Lineage: Eukaryota; Fungi; Ascomycota; Dothideomycetes; Mycosphaerellales; Mycosphaerellaceae
Exons: 3
Coding region: 1-384 (127 amino acids)
Source: RefSeq, a predicted model, not a curated record